AUGACAACCGUACCCGUACCCGCCAAACCCGUCAGCAAAGAAACCGCGGUGUUACCCAUACCCCUCGGCCUUUUUCCUCACGGAGUCGGGCAUUCGCUCGGGAUGGACGUACACGAUGUCCCGAGUGCAAGUAAACCAGUCAACAACACGACUAUUCCACAAAGACAACGUCGAACACCCCAAUUUUACACGUACUUGCGGCUCCGGUUGCCCCUCGCAGAGGGCAUGGUUGUGACUAUUGAGCUGGUGAUCUACUUCCAUGAACAUCUACUCGAAGUUAUAGAGGAGUCCGAUGAAUAUGCGGUAUCCGCAUCGAAGAUUCAAAUGGGUGCGAGAAACCUCACUAAGGUUAGGAGUGAUAUGGAAUGGCUGAAAGUUUCUAGAGAUUCCAUGCUUUUAUUGGGUGACUCAGAUUUCCGCGACGACUCCAAUAUUGUCCAUGCUACUCACCACUCCGAGUCGUGCUUCUUCGAUUCAUCCAUGAGGCAAGAUGGCUUCGAGCCGUUCAUCCAGUAUGGUACUGGCUCCAUGGACGACUCCGUCUCCUAA
Messenger RNA from Suillus paluster, 549 nucleotides. RefSeq lists its product as uncharacterized. The transcript is spliced from 6 exons. Bases 1 to 549 code for a protein of 182 amino acids. Lineage: Eukaryota; Fungi; Basidiomycota; Agaricomycetes; Boletales; Suillaceae. The record is from RefSeq and is a predicted model, not a curated record. Gene Ontology annotation, molecular function: peptidase activity.